Molecule: messenger RNA, 2968 nt
Organism: Polistes dominula (European paper wasp)
Lineage: Eukaryota; Metazoa; Arthropoda; Insecta; Hymenoptera; Vespidae
Gene: Orct
Product: Organic cation transporter
Biological process (GO): transmembrane transport
Cellular component (GO): membrane
Molecular function (GO): transmembrane transporter activity
Source: RefSeq, a predicted model, not a curated record
UUUCGGUGAAUUGAAGAAUUACUCGGUACGUUCUCGGUUCCGGUCUCGUCUUCCUUCUUACUUAUAAUUACGUAUUGCUUUUGACGUUUUGUUGAAAGUUCCUCUUAGUGGAAAUCGACUUUUAUCGUGUUACACGUGUAUCUUCAUCGAUUUUCAUGAGAGAGAAGUUCUCCUUCUGGAAUCGGUAUUUUAUUUGAAACGUAGCACAAGUCAAAUCUAUAUGUCCAUUUACGGAAACAUGCCUUUCCUUUUUGUGAGAGCUUUAUUGAUUAACAGUGUUGGAACCGGCCGGCUGUAGUAUGGUUGUUAUUAUCGUAAACCUACUCUCUGUCCAUUAUAACGAUCGAAAUGUUUCCUUGAUAUCAUCAUACGUUCUAUUUUGUUUCAAUGCAUGUACGAUUUCAAUGACGAACGUAGGAUAAGAUAUGAAAUACACAUGAAGAGUUUCAUAAAUCUGAGGUAAUAAAUAAAGCUGAAAAAUAUCAGCUAUUGAAUACUGAUUAUGAAGAUUGUGUUAUAUUCUUAAGAAAUAAAAAUAUAAUAAAACGAAUCUUAUUGAAAUCUCAAAAAACAAGAAUGACAUUAUAUUAUGUCAAUAAAAAAAUCUUAAAGAUAAAUAACGAUCGAGUGUAUUCUUGAUGAGAAUAAUACAACUCGAUGUCAAAGGAUAGAAAAAAGGAUAAUAAAAGCUCGAAAUUAUAUUUUUGAAAAUAAAAUAGACAAACACCGUCCAUGUGUAUCAGUAAAAGCUGAUAACGUAAUCGUAGUUACGUCGUGUUGGCACAAAUUCGACGAUCAAUAAUAAUCAUCUGACUGUUGUUGGUCUAUUCGUUGAAUCCAGCAGAAAGGAGGAAAAAGGAAAGGAGUCUGUGACGUAAGACCACGUAGAAGGUCGUCCAAUUUAUAAAAAGAAAAUAACUUCGAAAAGGAUAAAAGGUAAAAAAAGGCGGAAGGAAAAAUGGCAUACGACGAUGUGAUACUCCGAAUGGGCGAAUUUGGUCGCUACCAACGUCGAGUUUAUUUGCUUCUUUGUCUUCCGGCGAUAUCCUGUGCAUUCCAUAAAUUAGCAGGUGUUUUUCUUGGAGCUAAACAUGAUGCCAGAUGUCUAUUGCCGAACGAGAGCAUGGAGAAUGCUACGUAUUAUCUACCUCAGGACGUUAUGAAUUUCAGUUAUCCUUGGGAUUUCGAAGCCAAAAAUUGGUCGCAAUGUUUACGACGAGAUCCUAUAUUGGACGGUAAUUUUCAAGCUCAGGAUAAUUGGCCGGUUCAAACGCCAAUAGGUUCACAUGAUUUGGCCAAAGCCGAGGGUGUUAAACCUUGCGAAGGAUACGUUUACGAUAGGACAAAAUAUAAAAGUACCACCACUUCUGAGUGGAACUUGGUCUGCGAUAGAGCCUGGCUGAGGGCUACGGGGGACUCAUUGUUCAUGGUAGGAGUCAUGCUUGGCUCGAUGAUAUUUGGUGCUUUGUCCGAUAAAUAUGGACGUAGACCAAUUUUCUUCCUGUCUUUAGUCAUCCAGCUAGCUGGCGGUAUAUUGCUUGCAAUAGUUCCCGAGUUUAUUUCCUACGUAAUCUUCAGGUUGAUCGUUGGUUCGACCACCAGUGGAGUCUUUUUGGUGGCUUACGUAAUAGCUCUUGAGAUGGUCGGCCCAAAGAAACGUUUGGUGGCUGGUGUAGGUUGUCAAUUAUUCUUCACUACGGGCUACAUUCUUAUGGCAGGUUUUGCUUAUAUGAUAAGAGAAUGGAGAAUGCUGCAGGUCGCCAUCACCAUUCCGAGUAUCGUAUUUCUGUUCUAUUGGUGGUUCAUUCCAGAGUCUGCUCGUUGGUUAUUGAUGAAAGGUCGUGCCGAGGAAGCUAAAGACAUACUUCAAUGUGCAUCGAAGGAAAAUGGAAUGGAAAUUCCACGUGAAGCUUUAGAUACUCUUUUAAGCAAUAAUAAUGAAGAUAGUAUGCCUGAUUCAAAGAAGGCUUCUCUCUUUGAUCUUUUUCGAUAUCCGAAUUUAAGGCGAAAGAGUAUACUAUUGUUUUUUAAUUGGCUCGUAAAUAGUGGUACAUAUUAUGGAUUAUCUUGGCAUGCAUCCAAUCUUGGUGGAAACGAUUACGUGAACUUUUUGAUAUCUGGCUUGGUAGAAGUGCCUGCUUAUACAUUUCUUAUUUUCACGUUAAAUCGAUGGGGCCGAAAAAUAAUUCUCUGUGGUUGUAUGUUGCUUUCCGGAUUGGCACUACUCGCUGCAUUGUUCGUUCCUAUUGAUAAACCAUGGCUAGUAGUUUGUCUCGCUAUGAUUGGGAAACUUGCCAUCACAUCAUCGUAUGGUGCAAUUUAUGUUUUUACGGCCGAACAAUUUCCAACUGUUAUCCGUAACGUAGGUCUUGGCGCUUGUUCGACUUUUGCUCGUAUCGGUGGUGUAAUAGCACCAUAUAUAAAUCAUCUAUCGGAAAUAUGGACACCCUUGCCUUUGGUCAUUUUCGGAUCGUGUGCUCUCUUUGGUGGUAUGAUGUCACUGUUACUUCCAGAAACUUUAAACAAAAAACUUCCUGAAUCUAUCCAAGAUGGAGAAUUGUUUGGAAAGAAAGUUCCUAAAAAUAAGAAGAAGAAGAAGCAACAGCAUGACCUGGAACAAGGAAACGAAAUAGAUGUAAUAAAGCCACUGAAACCACAAGAAAAUGGAGUACAUGAAAAGCAAAAUGGAUGACGUUAGUCUUAUUGAGGAAUGUCGGUUGUGCUGAAAAUAUUUAUCUGAUUCCUCUCCGAUUGUAAACUAGGCGUUCUCAUACGCGUGAUCCACGUGUAGUGUGCACACAUUCAAAGCGCACCAAAUUGAAAAUGGAGCUCUCUUAAAGUAACUCGAUUAACGAUAUUCGGCACAGAGAUCAAAUUACAAAUCUUUUUCCAAUUGUAAGUAAACGAUAGUAUGGAAAACAAAUUCAAGGCCUUUGUAAAGAAAAAGAAAAAGAAAAAGAAAAAAAAA